Linepithema humile (Argentine ant) is the source of this 4388-nucleotide messenger RNA. Its product is annotated as facilitated trehalose transporter Tret1-like. Gene Ontology annotation, molecular function: transmembrane transporter activity. The record is from RefSeq and is a predicted model, not a curated record. Gene Ontology annotation, biological process: transmembrane transport. Gene Ontology annotation, cellular component: membrane. Lineage: Eukaryota; Metazoa; Arthropoda; Insecta; Hymenoptera; Formicidae.
AUACCUUUAUAUUUUUGUGCGAUAAAAGCAUAAUAUCUGUUAUCUUUUAAAACAGUCGAACAUGUGUAACAGUGUAUAGAGAUAUGUGUGCACAAAAAUAGGCGUAAAAAUAUUGAUAUCUAUCCUACUCACCUUUCCUCAACCAGAAUUAAAAGUAGUAAUAAGCAAACUUCAUCAUCUUCAUACAUACAUACAUAUAUGGGUGGGGACAAGAUUUGGCACGAAUCACUGAUAACAAAAUUGCUGAUAAAGUAACAUAUAAAAUCUGUGGUACCAUACAUACGGUGUCAUUUCAUCUGAAAUGUAUUAAAAUCGGUGGUGUGGAGAUUCCUCACAAUUUCUGGUAGCAUUAGCGCGUUUCAUCGUUAUCUCUUCCUGUAAUAAGAAGAAAUAAAAGAUGAAGCAAUCACCUGUUAAGCGGUGGCCUCAAUACUUAGCAGCGAUUACAGCUACCAUAUCGCUAGCAGCUGCUGGAUCUCACAUAGGUUGGACAUCACCCACCUUACCAAUUCUGAAAUCACCCGAUUCCCACAUUCAGAUAACAUCCGACGACGCUUCCUGGAUCGCUUCGUUCUUUCUCCUCGGCACUAUACCUGGAUGCAUUCUGGCGGCCUUCAUCGUCGACUGGCUUGGACGGAAAAAGAGCUUGUUAAUAGGCGGCGGCCCUUUGUUGAUUGGUUUCGUUCUCGUCUAUGUAGCGUGGAAUCCCUACGUUCUCUAUGCUUCCCGUUUCAUCAGCGGCAUCGGUCAGGGCGUGGUGUACGUCGUCUGCCCGAUGUACAUCGGUGAGAUCGCUGACAAGGAGAUUCGAGGCUCUCUGGGCUCUUUCAUCAAACUAAUGGUUACCUUCGGGGAACUGUACGCCCACGCAGUCGGCCCGUACGUCACCUAUGAAAAACUCGCCGGGAUUUGCAUAUUAAUUCCGCUGCUGUUCUUAGUGGCCUUCGUCUGGAUGCCCGAGUCGCCGUACUAUCUACUGAUAAAAAAUCAACCGGACAACGCGAUGGCAAACCUGAAGAAGCUGAAGCGCUAUGCCACCAAAAAUGAGCUGGAUGAAGAGCUGGAGCAGAUGCAGAAAACAGUCGUCCGCGAUAUCAGCAACCGCGGUAGCAUUCGAGACUUGGUUGGCACACGUGGCAAUUUGCGCGCCAUCGUCAUCAGCUUAGGCCUGCAGUUGGUCCUCCAGUUCAGCGGCAUCGCUGCGAUCGAGUCGUACACGCAGGAGAUCCUUGAGGAGGGCGACUCAAGUAUCUCUGCGGCUACCGCCGUCAUCCUUCUGAGUGUGUUUCAGCUGAUCGCAGGUAUCGGCGCGGCGAUUCUCGUCGAUAAGCUUGGCAGAAGACCGCUGCUUCUAGGCACCACUUUUAGCGGCGGGAUCGCGCUAGCCAUCGCCGGCACUUUCUACUUCCUCAAAUUUCAACAAGGAUGGAAUACAGCAGGAUACGGUUGGAUACUCCAUUCUUCCGUGAUAUUCUACGAGCUGAUUAUCGCUCUCGGACUGAAUCCGUUAUCGUACAUGAUGUUGGGCGAGCUGUUCCCGACAAACGUCAAAGGCGCCGCUGUGUCACUGGCUAAUCUCUGGUCUUCCUUUCUGGCUUUCAUCGUCUCCAAAUUGUAUCAGAUAAUCUCUGAUUACUGUGGAGUGUACGCGGCUUUCUAUUGGUUCACCACCAGCUGCUUCUUGGGUUUUGUAUUCAUCCUGUUUAUCGUGCCCGAGACCAGAGGCAAGUCACUAUUAGACAUCCAGGAGGAGUUAAAUUGCAAGAAGAAAAAUCGGACGCAGAAGACCAACAAGGAUGCAGAGACGAACAAGGAACAAAUUUACAUAAGUACAAGACUUUAAGCUGAUAGACGGAAGUAAGAUGUUUUACAUGAAUUUACACAUGAUAAUUUCUAAACAAUAGGGAUAAGCAACACGAUGGUCUCAGAUUAUGGAAUAUUUGACAGAGAGCCGAUUUUUUAAUCAAUUGAAUGAGCAAUGUUUUCAACAUUUAAAAUCAAGUGUAAUAUUUCGGUACAAAAUUGUCGCUUUGAUAAGGAAAAACAACGUAUUACCGUUUGCAAAAUUAAAAUAAAAGCAAGAUAUUACUGCUUGCUAAUUAUUUACUACAGCCGAAAAAUAUUCUCUGUCAAAGGUUUCAUGAAUUUAUUGGCGCUUUUUUACGAAAAAUUUGAAAGAAAAUUUUGAGAAUCUCUACAUCAUUAACAAAAUCUCUCUUCAAUCGAUGUCGCAUUUUGAUUGAAGUUUAUUUCUAAAAUAUUUUUUUAGUUUUCACAUUUUAUAUCAUAAUGUGAUAAAACUCAAGUAUGAAACUCAAGCUGAAGAUAAAACGAUAGGCAUUAGAGUUUGAAGGAAAAAAUUCCUCAGAUAAAAGUUAGCUUAUAAGAUUUUAGUGCUUAAGAAAGGGCCCUUAUAUUCGAGUAGGUGCUUCGAUCGAAGUAACGAAAUCGCUAAAAGAGCAUUUCCCGAUCGAGAUAUCAUCGUAUGAUACUAUAUUUGGAAAGAAACUCCGCACUUCAUGAUAAUGAGAUAGCUGCUUCAAUGAUGCUUAAACAUACGUGCCAGGAACAGCGUGUCAUUUUGUCACUUGUGCAAACAUAUAUCUUAAUAUCUUAAAAAUCUCUUUAAACAUCUUAAUUCAAUAGAAUUUAUCAAACUACGUAGAACUUGCCAGAAAGAUAACGAUGUAAAUUUAAUGUCGUUAUUAAUUAGCAUUUAAUGCUGAUAAUACGUAAAAAUUGGUUCCUUUAUUUACGCACGAGACGUUUAAUAGACGAAAUUUCGGAAUUUUAGCAGUUGUCUGUGUGAUUAGUGUGUAUUUUUAUCCGCGGAAUGAAAUCAACUUACCAAAGAUCGGUUACACUUGAACACACACACAGUGUGUCUGUACGUUUGCUGUAAACGAAUGUAAAACAAAGUAUUGACUCAGCAACCGUACAAAUAAUUGUUUAUUUAUUCUUUUAAUUUUGAAAUGUUUAUAAUUACGAUGUUAACUCGAUCGGGAAAAAGAAUCUCCUAGAAUAAUGAGAAUAAUGAGAAUUUACAAUGUGCUCGGUGGAUUGUGAAAAACCGUUUUUGUAAAAUUGCUUCUUCGGAAUCCACCGUGCACCCAACGUGCGGUAGCUAGGGCCCCAAGCAUGGCAGAGCAAUCUCGCAUGACCAUCUUUUUUUCCCCUUUUAGGCAGGGUUAAACCGAAGUUUGAGACUGAUAGCUUUUAAUUAAUCGUAAAGUAUUUAUUAGUCGCCUCGAAUAAACGCCGAACGGGCAAAAAACAUCUGACAGAUGCCGACAAGAAACGUCCGUCACUUUAAUUCUGCAAAAGAAUAUGCAUUAUGUACAUAGAAUCUUUUUGAUAUAUCUCGGGUUUUAAACUUACCAUAAAGAAUCUCUGAGAACGCAAGAAUAAUAUAGCAUGGAAUUAAAAUAAGAUGGAAAAUCUCUGAAAGUAAAAAAGAAUGGCAGGAUCCUGUUCGGCGCGAUAUCACGGCGAUUAGGAACAUCUUCCUUAUCCCUUUCAGGCAGGGUGCAAUACAAACAACACGAUAUAACGCUUACGAUUAAACGUUAUUGAAGAAUAUAGCGCGUGUGAUUCGCGCGUAUCCGCAACGGGUACGUGCGCACGCCUAUGGCCCUGAUGCAAGAAGGAUUUAGACGAGCACUGCGGCAUGACUAACUUAUAUUUCCCUUUCAGGCAGGGUGAGACAUACGUUGUAAAAGAAAAAAAUAUAUAAGUAUAAGUAGCUUCGGCGUAGAAUAUAACUGUGGCCCGUUAUUAGAGUUAAAGAAAACAUUCGCGCUUCAAACGCGUGCUAUAAACUUACCGGAAUAACCGGGUGCGUGCUCGCGUGCGUAAGUGGCCGCCAAUAAUAAAGCGGUCGUUCGACUGACACGAAGAAUCCGAUUGGUUUCAUAAUCGGGUUAACGGCGCCCCGAACGAAGGGGCGGGGCGGGGAAUUUUAUUUUUGCCCCUACUGACGCGAUCCACCUGUUACGUGAACUGAGAAAUAUAUGCGGCUAUGUUUGACAAGCAAACAGUCGGCGGCGCAUGAAUGGACAACGUCUACGCUCGCUGCAAAUGUAAUUCAUGUAACAUGGAUCAUUCGUUUCUAUUGUCACGGCUACGUUGCGUUAGCGCAGCACGCUAUAAUUAAUAAGCUACACCUUAACUCGAGCGUCAAGUAUGUUCGCGCUAUUGCACGACUCUCUACAUGUAUGUCCCUUUUAGGCAGGGUUGAAAGACUAAUCGAAUUUUCGAUUACACAGAUUUCUACGAUGUAGAAGUUUGCAAUAAACGUUGACAGUAAAGAAAAAAAAUGACUCACCGUUCAAUCUGCAACCGACGAGCGAGAUCCUUUUCCACAAUCCCGUGCACCUGCAAUUGUCCUA